AUGCCCAACUAUGUAAAGUUUUUGAAGGACAUUUUGACUAAGAAAAGGAGGCUAGGUGAGUUUGAAACAGUGGCUUUGACGGAAGGGUGUAGCGCCAUGUUGAAGAGCAAAAUUCCUCCUAAGUUGAAAGAUCCCGGAUGUUUUACAAUCCCAUGCACCAUUGGCGGAAGAGAUGUGGGUAGAGCUUUAUGUGACUUGGGAGCUAGUGUUAAUUUAAUGCCCAUGUUUAUUUUCAAGAAGUUGAGAAUUGGAGAAGCAAGGCCAACCACCGUCACUUUGCAAUUGGCCGAUCGUUCCAUGGCCCAUCUGGAAGGAAAAAUUGAAGAUGUCUUGGUGCAAGUUGAUAAGUUUAUUUCUUCGGCCGAUUUCAUCAUUCUUGAUUAUGAGGCGGAUAGAGAAGUUCCUAUUAUUUUGGAAGGCCAUUCCUUGCUACCGGGAGGACCUUGA
Messenger RNA from Cannabis sativa, 447 nucleotides. RefSeq lists its product as uncharacterized. The coding region runs from base 1 to 447 and encodes 148 amino acids. The record is from RefSeq and is a predicted model, not a curated record. The transcript has a single exon. NCBI's taxonomy places the organism in Eukaryota, Viridiplantae, Streptophyta, Magnoliopsida, Rosales, Cannabaceae.